GUUACUUGUUGCAUCUAGUCGCGUUUUAACAUAACAAAAUGUAUGAGAAAACGUAGUCGGUUGCGUCCACGGGCUUGCAACCCCUCCGGUCGCUUUAAAAAUGGCAACGAAAACGGUUAGAGUUAAUAAGAAAACUUUGUACGAGAUAGUGCAUGAAGUUCAGCAGCGGCCUUGCCUUUGGAACACUGCUGAUGAGUACUACAACAACCGCGGUCGGGUAGCAGUGGCCUGGGAGGAGAUCUCCGCGAUUUUGAACUUACCAGAAGCCCUAAUCCGUGCUAAAUGGAAGAACAUGAGGGACAUAUUCAAAAGGGAGAUGAAAAGGUGCAAAUACAACUCGAAGGGCGAGUUCGAAUACACAGGCAAAUGGCGGCAUUUGAAGUUGAUGUGGUUUCUCCACAAACCGAAAUCCUUACAAGACGAGCACAAUCAAAAAGAGAACAGCAGCAGCACUGAAACAGAUAUUAAAGAAGAAAUGCCAAUCAUAGUCAACAGCCUCAGAGACCAGGAGGAAUCGGAUGACAAUAAUAUGCAAUUUGAGGGUAGUAACAUAUUUUCAAUGGACUUCCAACCGGAGCAAGAUCCGUUGCCGCUCAAGAGGCGGAGGUUGUCCGAAGACGAUUACGACUUGAUGUUCCUGAAGUCUUUGGUGCCGUACCUCAGGUCAAUGGAUCCAGUCAGGAAGUUGAGGAUACGGAACAGGAUACAAGAUAUAAUUUUAAAUGAAAUCAGUUAGUAAGGGACUUUUGGUAUGGAUUGUGAUCGGUGGUUGCUUCAGGAUACUGUUAAUCCAGGAUUUGGAAGUUUGAAUUUAUUUUUUAGUCGAAGAGAGUCAGUCUCACUGACUCUCUUCGACUCUCAUAGGAUCUCGGGGCUCAUAGAAUUAAAAGACAAAAAUUCUUUAUUCAUGAUUCAUGUAAGACGGUCGA
Pararge aegeria (speckled wood butterfly) is the source of this 929-nucleotide messenger RNA. RefSeq lists its product as uncharacterized. The transcript is spliced from 2 exons. Gene Ontology annotation, biological process: regulation of transcription by RNA polymerase II. Gene Ontology annotation, molecular function: DNA binding. The record is from RefSeq and is a predicted model, not a curated record. Gene Ontology annotation, cellular component: transcription regulator complex; nucleus. The coding region runs from base 101 to 736 and encodes 211 amino acids. NCBI's taxonomy places the organism in Eukaryota, Metazoa, Arthropoda, Insecta, Lepidoptera, Nymphalidae.